Messenger RNA from Ustilaginoidea virens, 831 nucleotides. RefSeq lists its product as uncharacterized. Lineage: Eukaryota; Fungi; Ascomycota; Sordariomycetes; Hypocreales; Clavicipitaceae. Gene Ontology annotation, cellular component: membrane; mating projection tip. The coding region runs from base 1 to 831 and encodes 276 amino acids. Gene Ontology annotation, biological process: conjugation with cellular fusion. The record is from RefSeq and is a predicted model, not a curated record. The transcript has 2 exons.
AUGGCGAGCGGAACCAGUAGCGGCUCGUCAGGACCCAGGCCUAAAUUUCAGUUGGGCUGGCAACGCUAUGUGCCAUUCCUGGGCUAUCAUCAUGUCUUGAUGAUCUUCAUAGCUUUAGCCAUCAUCCUGCUGUCGCUGCUGUUGUCAGGAUGCUCAUCCUCAUCACCCAUGAUCCCGGAUAUUUUCCUUCUCUCGCUGUAUUAUCAAAAAUACCAACCUACUCCAGACACGGCGCAGGUUGACUAUAACGGCUUCAACGCCAUCGCCAACAUUGCCGGCGGCGCAAGUCUCCAAGCUCGAGUCGGUUACUUUGGCAUCUGCGUCAAUCCAGACGGCGGUUCCUGGCUCUGCAGCAACAACGCGACGGCUUUGGCAAAGGAAGUGGCCGUGGACCAGGAUCCGCUUAACCUGAUAUGGCUGGCAGGCCAGUUUAAGGAAAUGAUUGUUUUCCCCUAUCUGAUCAUCGUCGCCAUCAUCUUUGCCUUCAUUUGCCUGCUGCUUCUGGCCACUUUCCCCGGCUGGCAUGAAGAGGAAGACUCUGAGGGAUCCGAGCGCGAGGUCAAGCCUUUCCCCUCGCGAUUCACCUCUCAAAUCGCCAUCUCCAUCAUCUUCAUCGCCUCCAUCUUUAUCCUCGUGUCUGUUCUUUGGCAGCACACCGCCUCUGUUGCCGCCUCGGUGAUUGCACAAGACUUCGCCAACGGAUCCGUCAAGAGCGGCGUGGGUACCAGCGCCAUGGUCAUGGGCUGGUUCUCCUUCACACUGCUCAUUGUCGUCACUAUUGGCCUUCUCAUCAUGAUAUUAAGCGCGCGCUUGUUGAGGGAUAUGAUUUAA